AUGUUCGGUUUGGCUUCGUCCGUCCCUUUCCGAUCGUCCACUCUCUCCUCUCUGUCUCUCAAGAUGUACUCCUCCGCUAUCCGGGCUAGAAUGGCCACCUCUUUCGCUGCCCGUCGUGGCUUCUCCACCACUCGCACCCAGCUUGCCAGCCCCUACCACUACGCUGAGGGUCCUCGCACCAACAUCCCCUUCAACCCCCUGACCAAGCACUUCUUCUGGCGCUACUGGGCUUUCAUGGUUACCGGAUUCGGUGCUCCUUUCGCCAUUGCUGUCUGGCAAACCUACAAGACCAAAUAA
Penicillium paradoxum is the source of this 297-nucleotide messenger RNA. RefSeq names its product cytochrome c oxidase VIIc family protein. The record is from RefSeq and is a predicted model, not a curated record. The transcript is spliced from 4 exons. Gene Ontology annotation, biological process: mitochondrial electron transport, cytochrome c to oxygen. The coding region runs from base 1 to 297 and encodes 98 amino acids. Lineage: Eukaryota; Fungi; Ascomycota; Eurotiomycetes; Eurotiales; Aspergillaceae.